Molecule: messenger RNA, 1371 nt
Organism: Lactuca saligna
Lineage: Eukaryota; Viridiplantae; Streptophyta; Magnoliopsida; Asterales; Asteraceae
Source: the annotation of a GenBank genome assembly
AUGGAACAUAUUACUCCUAUAAAGGAAAUUGACUCAAUCAAGGACGAUUUCACAAUUAAAGUUCGGAUCAUACGUCUUUGGACUCAAAAGUCAAAAUUUGAUGCAAACGACACAUACUCGAUAGAAAUGAUUUUGAUGGAUGAGGAGGGAAGGAAAAUUCAUGCAUCAUGUGUGAAGAAAUGGUUUCCUAAAUUCAAGCGCUAUUUAAAAGAGGAUAGUUCAAUUUACGUCAAGAAACCUAACGUCGCACCAAAUACUUCAAAAUUUAAGUUUGCUCAUCCGGAAUCAAAACUAAAUUUUUAUCACGAUACAAUUGUAAAAGAUUGUGAAAACUUUUCUGGAUCUGCACAUGGCUUUCAUUUUGUUGACUUCAAUACUAUCGUUUCUAACAACAUCCUGGAGUCAAACUCUUUUGGUCGUCCUUUUUCAUCCACCUACUUUGAUGUUAGUAGGGUUUUCAUAAACAAUGAUAUCGAUGAAAUUACAAUCUACAAAAACAAAUUGGUCUCUGAAAAUGGACAACAACUGUCAUCAACUGGAAUUAAAAUGAUUGCAUCAAAACAAGACACAGAACACGAUGACUUUUUGAAAAAUCAUUUGUUUUCUAACAUUGAAGACUUGUUUGAACCUUUGGAGGAAAAGACAGUCAUUAUUGUUGGUACUAUUAAGGGAAUACGUCAAAAUAUACGUUGGUAUUACCUUGCUUGUAGCAACUGCAAAAAGUCAGCAAAAGAAAAAGAGUCUUCAACUGAUAAGGUUGAUGGUUCUCAUGAAGUGGCCGAAAUCGUUACUUAUGAAUGUGCUAAUCUUAAAUGCAAAAAUAUCAAAAUUUCGGUUAUUCCAAGAUUUAAAAUCCCACUUCGGGUUCAAGACAACACAGGAACAUUGACUUUAACUUUAUUUGACCAAGAAGCAAAGAAGUUGUUCAAAUACACAGCUAAAGAGUUGUAUGAUAAAAACAAGAAGCUUGGCAACAAUUUGGAAUUGUAUCCAAUGGAGUUGAAAGUUGUGUUGGACAGAAAGUUGGCAAUUAAGAUUGAUAUCACACGUUACAAUGUCGAUAAUAAAAGUAAUAUUUAUGGGAUAUCAAGAUUAACCGAGAAUGCAGACAUAAUUGAUGAAUUGGAAAAAAAUAAUCUUACUCCACAGCCUGCUAAUUCUGAUUCAUUCUUGAUUGGUUCUUCAGAUGUUGGUUCUCAUAACACCAAAGUUCUCAAGACAGGUGAAAAUUUAACUCCAUGUGCUAGGGACAAGUCAACUGCAACAAGUCCUAUAAAAUUCAUUUCUACACCAAUUGAGUUGAAAAGAAACUCUGCUACAUGCAUAGAUAUUGAUGAAAUGGAGAAUUUGUCUACUUCUAAAAAUCAUUGA